Messenger RNA from Mercurialis annua (annual mercury), 1888 nucleotides. RefSeq names its product probable terpene synthase 6. Gene Ontology annotation, biological process: diterpenoid biosynthetic process. The record is from RefSeq and is a predicted model, not a curated record. Gene Ontology annotation, molecular function: terpene synthase activity; magnesium ion binding. The coding region runs from base 94 to 1746 and encodes 550 amino acids. The transcript is spliced from 7 exons. NCBI's taxonomy places the organism in Eukaryota, Viridiplantae, Streptophyta, Magnoliopsida, Malpighiales, Euphorbiaceae.
AGUGUGGUGGGAAUAAAUAAACCUACCAUCUUCAUCCAGCUGCUUUCCAACUUACUAGAAAUAACAUUGCAGUGAGCCUCAGAUUUUUCAAAAAUGGCCACUCAAAAUCAGAAAUCAGCACAAACUGAUGUCUUUCGUCCGUUAGCAAACUUUCCCCCUUCAGUUUGGGGUUGCAGCUUUGCUUCGUUAUCCUCCACUGCAGAUUUGGACUUCGAAUCGUAUACCAAAGAGGUAGAAGCUCUUAAAGAAACAGUGAAGGAAAUGCUAACGCAAUCUACAACGACAAUAAUGGAGAAUAUUGAGUUCAUCAACUUAUUAUGCCGUUUUGGUGUUUCGUAUCAAUUUGAAAAUGAAAUUGACGAACAACUGAAUCAAAUUUUCAUUACCCUUCCUAAUCUUCUUUAUCAAAAUGAUUAUGACCUCUAUGAAUUGGCACUCUUGUUUCGAGUUUUGAGACAACAUGGCUAUAAAAUGUCUUGUGAUGUAUUUUACAAAUUCAAGGAGAGCAAUGGCGAGUUCAAAAAAAGCAUCAUCAAUGAUGUAAAAGGGCUGCUGAGUUUGUAUGAAGCUGUAUUUCUGAGUGUGCAUGAAGAAGAUAUUCUAGAUGAAGCCCUUGUUUUUACAAGGUAUCACUUGGAGAUAUUGGCUGAGAAAUGUAACCCUAACCUUGCAAAACAUAUAAAAAAUGCCUUGCAUCGCCCAUCCCACCAAGGAAUUGAAAGAAUAGAGCAUAGGCUUUAUAUUUCUUUUUAUGAAGGAGAAGAUUCUAAAAACGAAACCCUAAUCAAGUUUGCUAAACUCGAUUUUAAUCGAUUGCAAAUACUCUACAAGAAAGAGCUUGCCAUGCUCUCAAGGAGAUGGGAGGAGAUGAAUCUUCCUCAACAGCUCCCUUAUGCAAGAGAUAGACUUGUGGAGAAUUAUAUUUGGGCAAUUUCUGCCCAUUUCGAGCCUCGAUAUUCUUCUUCUCGAUUGCUGGUCACCAUGUCUGCAAAUUUGAUAGCAGCCAUGGACGAUACAUAUGAUGCAUUUGCUACCCUUGAAGAACUUGAGUGUUUCACUACUGCAUUUCAGAGGCUUGACAUGAGUGCUACUGAUGAGCUACCAGAGUACAUGAAAGUUCUUUACAAAGCAUUGCUACAUUUUUUUCAUGAAUCAGAGAAAACUAGCGAAGGGAUGUCUUACAGACUAACUUUUUUAAAAGAGGCGUUCAAAGAGCUAGCAAGAGUGUAUUUGAGAGAGGCACAAUGGUUUUAUGGUGGUGAUGUGCCAACACUCAAUGAAUACGUACGCAAUGGAAUCAUAAGCAGUGCUUACAAUCCGAUAACAGCAGCAUCCUUACUCGGAAUGGGAAAUGAAGUAGGAAUAAAAGAAUCUGAAUGGCUCCAAAAACAACCAAAAAUUCUUGAAGCUGCCAUGUUAAUAUGUCGUCUAAUGGAUGACAUACAAUCACAUGAGUUUGAGAAAAAAAGGGGAGACUGUCCUUCAAGCGUGGAGUGUUACAUGAACGAAAAUGAUUCUUCAAAAGAGGAAGCUGUUGAAGUGAUACAGAAAAUGUGCGUGAAUGCAUGGAAAGACAUCAACGAACAACGCAUGAAACCAAACGUUGUUUCAGGAACUCUUCUUAAGUUUUAUCUCAACCUUUCACGCGUGAUGGACUUUCUUUACAAACACCAUGACGGAUACACAAAUCCGGCGUAUAUAAAAGAUGAUGUCGAGUCGUUAUUCCUCGAGGAAUUUCCCAUGUAAUGGUAAGGAUGAAUGGCGAUCACAUCCUGGAAUUUCCCAUCUUUAGUGUGUUUAAGUUCUGAACAUUCUUACAUACAAUAUUAGGGCUAGAAUGUUCCUUAAUAAAAUGUUUGUUUAGUUUUAUUUAUUAACUAUUACACAA